UGUAUCAUUUGUAUUUUGUCUUCCAGGAGUAUAUUUCACCUUACUUUGGCAUCAAAUCAGCAAGUGAAAGAAGAAUGGAAAUAAUUGAGAACAGUGUUUUAGAGAUGCAGAACAAUAUGGUGGAGACCAUGAAGAAAGUCCAAGAUGUUGUUGAUACUAUACAACAGCAGCAGCUAUUAUUAAAUGAAGAACUUCUCAAGUCAAAAUCAAAUGGAGCAUCUUACCCUCAGUCAAGUCGGCUUUCCAAUGAAAUAAAAUCUGAGUUGACAUCAAUUAAAGGUAUUCUUCUAAGCAGGAAGCAAUUUACGCCAAUACCAAACAUUACAGCAACUCUCCCACCUUGGCAGUUAUCAGAAGAAAGUAGCAAUUCAAAUAAUAAUAGCCAUGUAGAGCUGUCGGUUGGAAAAUCCUCUCAGUCUUGUAUAAAUACUGCAGCAGACAAAAUUAAAAGUGAUAUAAAAGAACGGAUGAAUCCAGUUGCAGCAUCUGGGCAAUCAAGUGCAGAUUCUUCAGAUAUUAGUCCAGUGAAUAGUGAAGACCUAGCACCAGAUAUUGAAGACAUAAGUAAUGUGAAUGAAAGCAAUAACCAAGAUUCUGCUCAGUCUACAUAAACGAUACAAAAAGGAAAAGGAAGGUGUUUGGUAGGUUUUGAAUAAAAAACAAAAAAAGAAAAGAAUGGAGAGCAGGGAAUCAUUGAAAAUAUUUUCUUAAAUCUGUUUGUUUGAGAUUUUUGUAUAACGUUUACUGGUAACCAGAGAUGUGAGAUCACUAUGAACAAGGAUAAGGUUUAACCACUUUCAGUGCCGUACGGGUCUGAUGAAUAGUCAGUGGAGCAGCUGUGUAAUUAACAAUAACUAUUCAGCAGUUUCUUGAUAAACAUAAUAGUAAAUAAUAUUUUAUUUGACUGUAAUUGAAUAUGGAAACCUGCUGGUCAUUUGCUUGCAGAACUGAAAGGAUAAAAUUAUGAUUUAAUUUACUACCUUUUGCUUUGAAGCUUAAACACGUUGGUUCAUUUGAUGAACAGAAACAACGUUAACACAUCUAAAUUGCAAGAACACUGCUUGAAGCAUGAAAAAGUUUUCAUAAUAUAUUAUGAAUAAAUUUUGAUGAUCACAUA
Octopus sinensis (East Asian common octopus) is the source of this 1117-nucleotide messenger RNA. Its product is annotated as peroxisomal membrane protein PEX14. The record is from RefSeq and is a predicted model, not a curated record. Lineage: Eukaryota; Metazoa; Mollusca; Cephalopoda; Octopoda; Octopodidae. The coding region runs from base 75 to 611 and encodes 178 amino acids. The transcript is spliced from 3 exons.